Molecule: messenger RNA, 4116 nt
Organism: Actinia tenebrosa (Australian red waratah sea anemone)
Lineage: Eukaryota; Metazoa; Cnidaria; Anthozoa; Actiniaria; Actiniidae
Source: RefSeq, a predicted model, not a curated record
GCUUCGGCACACAAGCCUCUAAUUUUUUAGCCUUAAUGCUUCGUUUUCACCUUAUUUGAUUUUUACUUAAUCACAAUGGAAGACCUCGAGAAUCCAAUAGACGACCCAAAUCAGCCUACGGUAACGGAGGAGUUACUACAAAUCGUAGAGGAAUUUGCAGACUACAUUGACAAGUUUAUGUUCGAGAUCGUCACUUUUCUAGCCGUUAUAGAUUCAUCGAUGGGUCUCAUUAAAGAUGUGUUAGGAAUGUUCGGCUUUGCUGGUUGGAAAAUGACAUUUUUUCCUUCCUUCUCGUUCGUGGUUACUAUCGGGGUGUUCUUAUUUGGUACUAAUAAAAGAAAAGGAAAGCGGAAAGCAGAGGCUGCGCAGCUUGAGGGACUAGGAGAAGCCAUGGAGAUGAUUGAAGAUGUUUUCGAGGUGAUGGAUGAUGUUAUGGAUGCAGUAGAAGAAGUUGAAGGCGAAGCGGGAACAUUAGGCCUAGGGGACUACAGCGAAAGUGAAGACGAUGACGAUGAUGAUAACGGUGGUCAAAAUGCUAUCGAGGCUGAAACCAAUGGUGUUGAUGAAACCUCGGAAAAGGACGACGCGGUUGACAAAAUUGAUGUGGUUACAGAUGAAAAUAACCAAGAUAUUUCUCAGCAAGAUGUUAAAGCUGAGGUUGAGCCUCGCGAGAGUGCUUUGCGCAAAGUCAUUGGAAUAGCCAUAAUAGCAGCAAGGAUUGCCUCAAAAGUGACAAAGAAAAGGCAACAGGACCAAGAAGACGGGCAAAAAGAAGAAAGUGUAAAUCUCGAAGGAAAAACGGGUGAUUGUGGGACAGAAAAUGAAAAUGAUGGCGAGUCUAUGACAGGUACAAAUGAACCCCCUACGGAUAAUAAAUCAAAACAAUUAAACAAUACAUGCAAUCAGAGUGUACUUGGAGGACUUACACUAGGGGAAGACGGAACUGAGCUUAAGAAUGAAGCAUCUGGGUUAGUGGAAGUUGUGAAAGAAGACAGUAUAAAAGCUGCAGAACUCGUUAGAGUAAAUUCUCUUGGUGCAAGCAAUGUUGUACAAGGCAGCACAAAACAGGUAUUAACGUCAACUGGCGCAUUGAAAGUUGGUCACGGUUCGUACAGGGAAGCGGACUUUAUAACAGGACACUUAAACAAGGAAGGAAAAGCCAUAGCAAAAUCAGUUGAGAAAGAUACAAUAGAAAAAACAAGACUGCUUAAAGAUAACGAAAUUGUUAAGGCAUCUGGAGUAGACAAAGCAAGCACUGCCGUAUCUAGAGAAGCUACUUUUAUUGCAGGCAAUUUGAAUCAAGAAGCCAAAACAACUCUCCAUAAUGAUAAGCAAGGAGAAAUUAGAGUAAAGAGAAAUCCCAACACAUCAGAAGCUAAGGUAACUGGAGAUAAGAGUGGCUUGAGUUCAAGCCAACAAGGCAACAAGGAAGUUCACACAAGUUCUAAGACUCGGAACGUCCAUCAGGCAUCAACGAAACACUCGCCGGAUGAGGUCGCAAGGCAGGAAAGAGAAACCAAAGAAAAAACAAACACAGUGUCUGUGACAGAUAUAUCAAAACAACGACAACAAAAAGAAAAAACAGAUUCAGAAGGAGACCUCCCUUAUGAAGCACAUCCCGCAGAAAACGUACAACAAAGUUUUCAGGAUAUAUCAAAAAUAGGAGAUAUUUGUGAGGAAAAACAAGAUAUUGAAAAGGGAAGAAAGAAAGUGGGGACAGAAACGUCUAAGUCACGAGGUAAUCAAGACCCUGAGCGCUUGAUUACGACACACGAGGUGUUACCAGAGAACACUGCGGUCAAAGGAGAAAAGAAAACUAAACAAGCGAGUGAAACAGAAGAAAGUCAAGACCCUGAGCGCUUGAUACCUGAACCUCUGCCAGGAGUACCAGACAUGGCGAGUAAUGUGACGGAAGGAGCGCCUACUGCUGCGGGAGGAGCGUCCGCCGCUGCUUCCCAGGCAAAGCAAGGCUUAAAACAAACAGGGAAAAAGUCUAAGGGUCUUCUUCAAAUCGCCAUGAGACUAGUUCGCCUGAUUAUGAGAGUUACUAAGCGUGGAAACUCGGCUUCUAGUUCACGAGACUCGUCUCGAAGGGGCAGCACUGCAAGUGGGACAGGAUCCCUUGGUGGUGAACCGGCAAAGGCGAAAAGAUCUGCUAGUGGGGGAGGAGACGGGAGUGCCCCUGACAUUGCUGGUGCUGCCUCCGCGUCUAUGGCGAUGGGCAGCGGUGGAGCAAAAGGUGGAAAAAUUGGUGCAAUUGUAGGCAUUGUCGUGCGAGUCGUUCGAUUAGCUAGUAAACUAAAAGGAGGCCAGAAAGAUCCGUCUAACUCUGACCUACGCUCUUCCAAAGAAUCCAUUGACCUAGAAUCGGAUUCGGAGUUUUUUGACUGUGGCGAAGAAUUUCCGACUCAAGAAAUUCAAACUCAGACUGAAGAUCGACUUUCUCUGUUGUCAAUGGCAACGCAAACAACACAAACGGACGCUGGCAGCACAUGGACUGUGUCAGCACGUGAUUCAGGGGACCUAAUAGACAUGCGCAGUGAUGAGAGUGAAAAUAAUUUGAGGAGAUACGUGCAUGCCUUUCAGGCUGAUGCCGCUGUACAAAGGGAGGGGUCUCUAACAGGAAGUCAAACUAACAGACAUGAAGAUACGUAUCAAGGCGGUAGCAAUGAUAUGCCAAGUCAUGAUCAGGCUGCAAAUGGCAAAAAUCAUAAUGUCCGAGUAAAUCAAACUCGACAAUUAGAUAAUAUGGUGCAAAGUUAUCAUGUUAACAGAGAUAUUCCAACUUCGUUUUCCAGGGACCAAAAGGGGACACAUCUAGAGGAGCUUGAAGGUGAUGAUAGAGAACGUACCACGAGAAGGAACUCGACUGGUUCGUUACAGAAAAUCACUUUGAAAAUAUUAAGUCCCAAUGUUGAUCCCUCCUCUCCUGAAGCUAAAAAUAAUCCGGACUUAAACUCAGUACUUUUAGAUAUUGAUGCUCCCGUAGUGCUACAUUACAUACGAGAUUUUAGGCCUUCGCCGAAUGACGUGAACAUAGUUGCCAAUGGCAACCAACAAAUCAUUGAAAAACAAACUUUAAAAGAUGAAGGAAGAAGGACUCAGCAGAGAGACGUUUCAAAAGAUGAGUUCUCUGUACGUCAAGGAAAUCUAUAUAAGUCUUCUUCAGUCGAUCUAGAUGAGUUGGAAAAACAAACUCAUGAGAGUCGAUCAUCAACCCUGUAUGACUCAGGCACAGACAUUUCUGAUAUGAGCUUAUCUAGACACGGGACUAUUGUACCUUAUUCUAGUUCAUCUGAGGAUUUACAUGAAUCUACACCGAUUUUACCACGUAGACGUCCUACCGUUGUGCGCUUUGAGGACGAGUGUGAAUACUCAUAUACCUACGACGAGAAUGAACCUGUUGCCUCUUAUCGCGAAAAGAAGAAAAAAAACCUUUUAAGUCGAAAUAAAAACCAACAAGGAAAAUCUAGCGGUUUAAAGAAGUAUAGCAGCCUCGAAAAAUUAGAUUACAGAUUUCCUGAAGACCGGGAUAAGAGUGACUAUGAGCCAUCGGCCGUAUGUGUCAGCGGUUGUGACCAAGAAUCGACACGCCUUCUGCCCGAGUACGAAAAGCCAUCGAUAGAACCAAGUAAUAUAUUCGCUGCGCGAAAAUCUAGACUUAGUGGCAGCCAAACGAGCUAUUUUGGAGACGACGAAUGGGACAAACCUGAAGCAUUGUGUUGAGUGAUCUGUCGACAGAUUGAGAGAGCUAGUAUAUAAACUAUCAAAACAGCAACCAUGCAAAUUCUGUCCAAUCAGAAUAAAGUGCCUAUCUAUGACGAUGUAAUAAUGCACUACGAGAGAUAAAAUAAUUUUGCUAUUUCAUCGACUUUAAGAACUUAGAUUCAGACAUGUAAUUUCACUGCAAGGAAUAAAAAUAUGAGCUCGACCGGGGUCAACAAAACAAGAUGUCCACCAAUCACGGACCAGCAAAUGCCUGGGCCGAUGACUAUGACCAGCUUUGCAGCCCUAUGUCAACAAAAUAAAAAAAAUAUGUUAUAAGAUAGAAGAAACUAAUGAGAAAUCUUUUAUUAAAUACCACAAACACCGCGAUGGUGUAAGCCGGUAAAGUCA